Messenger RNA from Lachnellula hyalina, 555 nucleotides. RefSeq lists its product as uncharacterized. Gene Ontology annotation, cellular component: plasma membrane. Gene Ontology annotation, biological process: copper ion transmembrane transport; intracellular copper ion homeostasis. Gene Ontology annotation, molecular function: copper ion transmembrane transporter activity. Lineage: Eukaryota; Fungi; Ascomycota; Leotiomycetes; Helotiales; Lachnaceae. Bases 1 to 555 code for a protein of 184 amino acids. The record is from RefSeq and is a predicted model, not a curated record. The transcript is spliced from 2 exons.
AUGGACGAUAUGGAUAUGUCUUCGUCCAACGAUACCACCAUGUCAAUGUCCAUGAUGUCUAUGACAUUCUUCACCAGCACCUCGACGCCAUUAUACUCUGCCAUGUGGGCUCCGACGAGCACUGGGCAGUACGCGGGAACCUGCAUUUUCCUGAUCGUCUUGGCAACUAUUUUCCGAGGUCUGCUGGCUGUCAAGGCGUGGAAGGAAACGGCGUGGAUGGAUGCUGAAUUCAACCGACGCUAUGUGACGGUGGCUGGGAGAGAGUCCCUGCCCAAACGGAUUUCUUCGGAUUCCGAUAGCAAAACAAUGGUUCUAAGUGAGAACGGCGUUGAGGAGGACGUGGUGGUCGUCAAGAAGAGGAAUAUGGGUACUCGACCUUGGAGGAUCACCACGGACCCUGUUCGCGCUGUGAUGGAUACUGUUAUCGCUGGUGUUGGUUACCUAUUGAUGCUGGGAGUCAUGACUAUGAACGUUGGAUACUUUUUGUCAAUAUUGGGAGGCACGUUUCUCGGAAGUCUGGCUCUUGGGCGGUAUUCAAUUCAAGAACAACACUAG